AUGAUUGACCCAAUCGAUAAAAUUAUUGAAGAAACAUUUGUUUAUAAAAUUGAUAUGCUUCAUAAUCUUUCUUUAUCAUCGAAUGCUUCAAUGAUUCGUUACGCUUUAGCAUAUAAAGACUUUAAUCCUAAUGAAAAAUAUCCUGAGGAAGAGAUAGAAUCAAGUUUUGAAUUAACGAAAAAGUAUUGGAAAUAUAAAAUUGAAUCAUAUAAGAAACAAGAUGAAAAAGCAGAAAGAGAUACUAAAAAUAAUGUUUCAAUGGAUGAUUUUCAAUACUAUCACGAUUUAAUCCUUUCAUCUAAAUGCAAAAUGUGUGGUAAAGCGUUUACAUAUGCUAAUAAACCAACAUUGGAUAGAAUCGAUAAUGAAAAACCACAUACCAAAGAAAAUUGUCGGUUAAUGUGUUGUUAUUGCAAUGUCGUGAAAUCAAAUAAAGAUGAAGAUGUUCAACGUUUAAGAAUCAAUUUAAGAAAUUACGCAUUAAAAAAUAAUUUACCAAUGACUUUAGAUUCAGUUGAAGCUUAUCACAUUCUCCGUAAUGGAAUUACUGGUGGUUUAUCAAAUGUUCAACAUAGAGUAAAUCUUAAAGGAAUCACGCACAUUAAUAAACUUUCAUAUAGUCCAGAAACUAAAACUGUAUCAAAUGAGGACACUUCCAACAUCAUGACUCAUUUCGUUGGUGUGGAUUUUAAUUCAUUAUAUCCUUCAUCAUUUUCAUCUAAUCCUCAUGAUUUCAUUCAAUAUACUGACCAUAAAAUGUAUAUGCCGGGAAGAUUGAAUGGUGUUAUCAUUUGUGAUACAGCAACAAAGAAAGCAAAAGCACUGGGAAUAAUUAAGAAGAAAAAUACUUUAUUCGUGGCUGAAGUAAAGGGUCACAUUGAUGAAAAAUACAUUAAUGAUUACAUAAACUUUUUACCGAUAAUAAGAAACUUAGAUAUUAUCACAGAUGAAAAAACAAUUGGCAGUUUUAUGUAUAAUUACAUGAAAUCAAACAAUCUACCAGUUGACCAGAAACAGAGGAAAUUAACUCAGUUAGCAUCAACACACAACCAAUAUCAACCAUUUUCUUCUUAUUAUCUUUGGUAUCUAAUAGACAGAUUUCAUUUUAUCAUUGAUGAUAUUCAAUCAAUUUUAACAUUUACGAAAAACACUUGCUUUAAUGAAUUUGCGAACAAAUUUAUGAACGAAAGACAAAAGGCUGAAUUAGAAGGAAAUAAAGGAAAAAGUUUAUUUUGCAAGAUUUCGCUUAAUGGAUCAUAUGGUUACGAUGCAAUGAAUACACAAAAUUACACAAAGACUAAAAUAAUGAAUGCACAGAAGGCACGCGUUGCAUGUAUGUCAAAUAAGUUUAAAAACAUAAGAGAAAUAGGUGAAGAUACAUAUCAAGUGAUGCUCAAAGAUAGAUUUUAUAGAUGUGAUACAUGUUUACAAGAGGCAUUCUUCACUUUAGAUAACGCAAAAUACUGGUAUUUAGUUUUCAUUUAUGAUUUUAUGUAUAAAUGCAUGGAUGUUAAUCGUUUUCAUUUCAUUGAAGGUGAUACUGAUUCAUCUUAUUGGGCAAUCGCUGGCGAUCCAAGUCUUCCUAACACUCAAGCAUUUCAAGCAAUUGUUACCGAUAAACAAUUUUAUGAUAAAAACAUUUUCAAAUUCACACCAUUUGAUUUCUUCUGUUUUGAUGAGAAAUUUAAACCUAAAUUAAAGAAUAAAGCUGAAGAAAAAGCACAUGAGAAGAAGUUAUUGGGUUUAGCAAUUGAGAAACAAGGUGAUAACAUGGUUGCUUUAUGCCCUAAGUGUUAUACAUCAUUCAACGGUUCAAUUGAUGGAAGUGAUUUUAAAAAGAUUGCACAAAAAAUGAAAGGUGUUAGUUUACGACAAAAUAAACAAUUAACACCUAAAAAUUAUUUGGAUAUAAUAAAUGAUAAAGUUAUUUUCGAUGGUCAGAAUAUUAAUUUACAACUUAAAAACGGGUCAAUGACUCGCUUAACAAUCGGUAAGACUGCAUUAACAGGAGCACACACUAAGGCUGUAUGUUGUGAAAAUGGAUGUUGUAUGCCAUUUAUUUAA
This is a messenger RNA of Trichomonas vaginalis G3, 2064 nucleotides long. Its product is annotated as DNA/RNA polymerases family. Lineage: Eukaryota; Parabasalia; Trichomonadida; Trichomonadidae. The transcript has a single exon. The record is from RefSeq and is a predicted model, not a curated record. The coding region runs from base 1 to 2064 and encodes 687 amino acids.